Prunus dulcis (almond) is the source of this 2206-nucleotide messenger RNA. RefSeq names its product protein DAMAGED DNA-BINDING 2. Gene Ontology annotation, cellular component: nucleus; Cul4-RING E3 ubiquitin ligase complex. Gene Ontology annotation, molecular function: protein binding; damaged DNA binding. The transcript has 11 exons. Gene Ontology annotation, biological process: DNA repair; response to UV. NCBI's taxonomy places the organism in Eukaryota, Viridiplantae, Streptophyta, Magnoliopsida, Rosales, Rosaceae. The coding region runs from base 1 to 1659 and encodes 552 amino acids. The record is from RefSeq and is a predicted model, not a curated record.
AUGCCCCCACAAACUAGAAGAAUGGCGUUCCCGAAGGUGGUCAUUGAGAGAGAAACGGACUCUGAGCAAAGCUCAUCCGAAGAAGACGAAGCAGACGUAGAACAAGAGGAAGAGGUAGUGUUGGAGAGCGAAAAUGAAGGAAAAGUCGAACAGGCUCUGGAUGAAAAGAAGAAAGGGAAAGCUCCCAUUACGAUUAGUCUGAAGAAAGUUUGCAAAGUGUGCAAAAAGCCUGGACAUGAAGCUGGUUUCAAAGGCGCUACUUACAUUGAUUGCCCAAUGAAACCUUGCUUUCUUUGUAAAAUGCCUGGCCACACUACAGUGGCAUGCCCACACCGAGUGGCUACCGAGUAUGGGGUCGUCCCAGCACCCCAUAAAAGUACCCGGAACGCGUUGGAGUAUAUGUUUGAACGCCAGAUUAGACCUCGUGUUCCUCCAAUCAAGCCAGCAUUUGUGAUCCCAGAUCAAGUAAGUUGUGCAGUUAUCAGAUAUCACAGUAGACGGGUAACUAGCUUGGAGUUCCAUCCAACAAAAAAUAACAUUCUUUUAUCUGGGGAUAAGAAAGGACAACUUGGAGUCUGGGAUUUUGUCAAAGUACACGAAAAGAUUGUUUAUGGAAAUGUACACUCAUGUAUACUCAACAAUAUGAAGUUUAAACCUGCAAGUGAUGAUACAGUCUAUGCUGCAUCCUCAGAUGGAACUAUUAGUUGCACUGAUUUGGAGACUGGAAUUUCAGUAUCUCUGAUGAACCUUAACCCUGAUGGAUGGCAGGGGCAAAACAGCUGGAGGAUGCUUUAUGGCAUGGAUAUCAAUGCAGAAAAAGGUGCUGUGCUUGUUGCUGAUAACUUCGGUUUUCUGUACUUGGUUGAUACUCGCUCCAAUGACCCAACUGGGAAGCCAAUUUUGAUCCAUAAGAAAGGUAGCAAAGUUGUUGGACUCCACUGCAAUCCUGUUCAACCAGACCUUCUCCUGAGUUGCGGAAAUGAUCACUUCGCUCGAAUAUGGGACAUUCGUCACAUCGAAGCUGGUUCUUCCAUUUAUGACCUUGCGCACAGCCGUGUUGUUAACUCUGCAUAUUUUUCUCCAGUGUCUGGCAGCAAAAUUCUUAGCACUUCACAGGACAACCGUCUUCGUAUAUGGGACUCCAUAUUUGGCAAUAUGGAUUCACCAAGCCGAGAGAUUGUACACAGUCAUGACUUUAAUCGCCAUCUGACUGCUUUCAAAGCUGAAUGGGAUCCAAGGGACUCGUCGGAGUCCCUUGCAGUUAUUGGUCGUUAUAUAAGUGAGAACUAUGACGGAGCUGCCUUGCAUCCCAUUGAUUUUAUAGACGUCAGCACAGGACAACUAGUUGCUGAGGUCAUGGAUCCAAACAUCACUACAAUCAGUCCAGUGAACAAGCUACAUCCGCGUGAUGAUGUUUUGGCAUCUGGUAGUUCAAGGUCACUUUUCAUUUGGAAGCCGAAGGAGAAGUGCGAGCCGGUGGAACAGAAGGAUGAAGGGAAGAUUGUUAUUUGUGCUGGAGCUGAGAAGAAGCGGAACCGGAAGCUUGGGGAUGGAAGUGAUGAUUCUGAUGAUGACAAGUUCCGCCCCAAGGGCAAGAAUUUAAAGUCCAAAAAAUCUGCUUCGAAAUCAAGUCAAUAUACUAUUAAGGUUAAACGCUGAUCUCACAAGAACGUAGUCUGAUAUCUAAUGGUGCAGAAAUUUUGUUUUUGAGGUGGUGUUGAGGUUUUUCAUCCGCCAAGCCUGUACAGAUAUACCAACGUGUUCACCCCUCCUAGUGUUUCUUCGACAUAGCAUUACUAGUGUUUUAACAUCUCACUGCUUUUGUAAACACCUUAGAAGGUGAAUGACUGGGAGGAGAAGUUCUUUUGUCCAUGAAGGUCUUAUGCGACCCUCUCUCACGGUCUGGUGGACCAUGUUUGCGGGUCCCACCUCACUGUGAGAGGGGGCUGUAGGACAUGUCCCAUACAAGAUGUUUUCUUUCUGGAGGACCUACAAUCUAUAUUGUUGUAUUGUGUCGCUGCUCAAGAUCCUUUUGCGUUGUAUUAUUAUGGCAAGCAGGUUUGUAUUCCACCUUCUGGUUAUUCAUGUUUAGAUUGUAGUAAUUUACCUGGCUGUGGAGGGCAGAUGGUGAUUGAUUAUUGUCAAGAACUGCUAAAUUGGCUGGUUUUUCUUCAAAUAGAAAAAAAAAAAAAACAAUCUUUUGACU